AGGGAGCCCAGCUUUUCGAGUCCCGCGCACCGAGGCAGGGGAGCGCGGCGCCCUGCCCUGGCGGACACCCGGCGUCCACACGUCGCCAUGGGGCGCUCUCGGAGCCCGCCGCCUCCGCCACUGGUCCUGCUGCUGGUGCAGCUUUUGUGGCCUCACUUGAUUUCUAUCUUUGCAGGAGACUUCCUUCCCACAGAGAACAGGCUUAUGAACAGCUGUAUCCAAGCCAGAAAGAAAUGUCAGGCUAAUCCCGCUUGCAAGGCUGCCUACCACCACCUGGAUUCCUGCACCUCGGGUGGAAGCACCCCAUUGCCCUUCGAGGAGUCUGCCCUGUCUCCGGACUGCCUCGAGGCAGCACAACAACUCAGGAACAGCUCCCUGAUGGGCUGCACGUGCCACCGGCGUAUGAAGCACCAAGCUACCUGUCUGAACAUUUAUUGGACCGUUCACCCUGCCCGAAGCCUUGGUGACUACGAGUUGGAUGUCUCCCCCUAUGAAGACACAGUGACCAGCAAACCCUGGAAAAUGAAUCUCAGCAAGCUGAACAUGCUUAAACCAGACUCGGACCUCUGCCUCAAAUUUGCCAUGUUGUGUACUCUUAACGACAAGUGUGACCGCCUGCGCAAGGCCUACGGGGAGGCCUGCUCAGGGCUCCGCUGCCAGCGCCACCUCUGCCUAGCCCAGCUGCGCUCCUUCUUUGAGAAGGCGGCCGAGUCCCACGCUCAGGGCCUGCUGCUGUGUCCCUGCGCGCCGGAAGAUGCGGGCUGCGGGGAACGCCGGCGCAACACCAUCGCCCCCAGUUGUGCUCUCCCCUCCGUGCCCCCCAAUUGCCUGGAUCUGCGGGGCUUCUGCCGCUCCGACCCUCUGUGCAGAUCACGCCUGAUGGACUUCCAGACCCACUGCCAUCCUAUGGACAUCCUCGGGACCUGUGCCACUGAGCAGUCCAGAUGUCUGCGGGCAUACCUGGGGCUGAUUGGGACUGCCAUGACUCCAAACUUCAUCAGCAAGCUCAACACUAGCGUGGCCUUAGGCUGCACCUGCCGAGGCAGUGGCAACCUGCAGGACGAGUGUGAACAACUGGAAAGGUCCUUCUCCCAGAACCCCUGCCUCAUGGAGGCCAUUGCAGCUAAGAUGCGUUUCCACAGACAACUCUUCUCCCAGGACUGGGCGGCCUCUACCUUUUCUGUGACGCCACAGCAGAACAAUCACCCUGCUCUGAGGCCACAGCCCAGGCUACCUGUUCUUACGUUCUUCAUACUUUCCUUGAUUCUGCCUCAGACCCUCUGGUAGCUGGGCUUCCCUGGGUCCUUUGUUCUCUCCACCGCACCCGGACGACUUGCAGCCUGUUAUGAAUGAGAAAAUGACAGCCCCUGGAAGAAGAUGUCAUUGGGCAACCCGGCAUCCGUGAACCAAGCAGGCAUCCCCCUGCAUCUCCUGUGUGCUCCAGAAGAGGUCUUAGUGGAAUCAAGGGGCUGUGGCCUUCAGAUCCUGAGAGGCUAGUUUUCAAACGUCCCUUACCCCUGCUUCUGGCGCAGGCUGCCUUUCCUUAGGACUAUCCGGCUUGGCCUUAUAUUCUGGUGGGGACUUGCUCCCCACCUCCCAGCCCUUCUUUACCAGGACCACCCAGAGCCUAACACAUCAGUCAUUCCUGUUGCAUUCUCCAGGCAGGAGGGGCUGAGGGUUCUGAGGCAGCACAGCAAGAAGGUCCCUUUGUGAGGAAGGCUGGUGCUCCAGCCCCUCCUCCCCUCGGUGAGGAAGGUGGGAACCUAUUGUCUUCACUGCUUUGCCAGGCAACUCUGAACAUUUGGGCAUGAAGA
Messenger RNA from Psammomys obesus (fat sand rat), 1814 nucleotides. RefSeq names its product GDNF family receptor alpha 3 (gene Gfra3). Gene Ontology annotation, cellular component: external side of plasma membrane; signaling receptor complex. Bases 88 to 1287 code for a protein of 399 amino acids. The record is from RefSeq and is a predicted model, not a curated record. The transcript has 8 exons. Gene Ontology annotation, molecular function: signaling receptor activity. Lineage: Eukaryota; Metazoa; Chordata; Mammalia; Rodentia; Muridae. Gene Ontology annotation, biological process: nervous system development.